AUGCUUCGUAGACAAACACGAGAGCGUCGGCAAUACGUCUAUGCAAAAUCUCUCGAAGCUCAAGAACGGCAGACAUAUCAGCGGAAACAACAGCUGAAAGAUGCUCUUGCCAGUGGCAAAGCUUUACCUACCGAACUUAGGAAGGAUGCACAAGGAUUAGGGAACGACCUCGCUUUUGACCAGGCACAGACAGAUCCAACAACACACGUAGAUAGUGAGUACUCGAGGGCAGGGAUCAUGGACCCUAAGAUCGUGGUCACGACGUCAAGAGACCCAAGUUCAAAGUUGUUGCAAUUUUCGAAGGAGAUGAGGCUCGUAUUCCCAAACUCACAUCGAAUAAAUAGAGGAAACUAUGUUGUGAAGGAGCUGGCGGAGGCAUGUCGAGCAAACGAAGUCACGGACUUGAUUGUCUUACAUGAACAUCGUGGUGUACCAGACGCAAUGAUCGUCUCCCACUUUCCUCAUGGCCCUACUGUCUACUUCACACUCCACAACGUAAACCUUCGCCACGACAUCCCCAAUUAUAACUCCUCCACCGUCUCUGAACAGUACCCACAUCUAAUCUUCGAGAACUUCAGCUCCAAAUUAGGGGAGAGGAUGCGGGACUGUCUGAAGUACCUGUUCCCUGUACCGAAGGAGGACAGUAAAAGGAUAAUGACGUUCUCAAACGAUAAUGAUUUCAUCUCGUUCAGGCACCACGUCUUCUUGAAGAUCCCACCGAAGCAGGUUCAAUUGGCGGAAGUAGGUCCGCGAUUCGAAAUGAAGCCAUACGAGAUUCGCCAGGGCACAAUUGAGCAGAGUGAAGCUGAGCGCGAAUGGGUACUCUCAACGUACUCCCGAACCGCAAAGAAAAGGAGUCUGUUGUCGACGCCGGUUGGAGGCUCACGACGUGCCGAAAAGAGCCAAGAAACCGAAGAGGAGAACCCGAAGAAAAAGGCCAGACGGUGA
Messenger RNA from Stereum hirsutum FP-91666 SS1, 948 nucleotides. Its product is annotated as Brix-domain-containing protein. Gene Ontology annotation, biological process: rRNA processing. Gene Ontology annotation, molecular function: rRNA primary transcript binding; snoRNA binding. Lineage: Eukaryota; Fungi; Basidiomycota; Agaricomycetes; Russulales; Stereaceae. The transcript has 7 exons. Gene Ontology annotation, cellular component: Mpp10 complex; small-subunit processome; nucleolus. Bases 1 to 948 code for a protein of 315 amino acids. The record is from RefSeq and is a predicted model, not a curated record.